Messenger RNA from Priapulus caudatus, 2152 nucleotides. RefSeq lists its product as uncharacterized. Lineage: Eukaryota; Metazoa; Priapulida; Priapulimorpha; Priapulimorphida; Priapulidae. The record is from RefSeq and is a predicted model, not a curated record. Bases 19 to 1824 code for a protein of 601 amino acids. The transcript has 2 exons.
UCUAGGGACGCCGGCACAAUGGGGUUAGCGUCGAAUGGCUACCUGCAGCCAUCUCCGUCCGCGUUGCCACGUCGACGUUACCGUGGCAGCAGAUUAUCGUCGUCGCAGAGCAGUAGCGCUGAUGGGAGUAGCGACAGCGGCCGCUUGGGAGUGAACGGCGUGAGGGGGAACGUGAGCAGCGACAGCGAAGAUCCCCUGCGGAAGUACCUGCAGCCGUCGCCCCGCGUAGCCACCGCCGCGCCGUUCAGCGACAGCGGAGGAGAGGUGUCGCGCGAUUACGGAGAGGAUUCGAGCGGUGCCGGCGCGGCGGGCGUGCGAGACAGCAGCCUUGACCAGUACCUCGGCCCGUCGCCGCUGCCGCCGCCCUCCGUUGACGUCAUUGAGCCGACGAUGUAUGACGAGACGGAUGCCGGACCGGAUGGAUCGCCCGUGGUUAUUUCACGCUAUCUGAGCUCGCCACCAUCGGAGGUGCUCAACGUGUGGGUGCGGUCGGGUGGCCGUGAAGAGGGUUUGCCAUCUGAAGAGGGGUUCGCCGUCUCAAAGUCUCGUAGUCUCAACCCGCGCGAGUCUCGCAGUCUCAACCCACGCGAGUCUCGCAGUCUCGGCCCACGCGAGUCUCACAGUCUCGGCCCGCGCGAGUCUCACAGUCUCGGCCCGCGCGAGUCUCACAGUCUCGGCCCGCGUGAGUCUCGCAGCCUCACCCAGCGCGAGUCUCGCAGUCUCAACCCGCCCGAGUCUCGCAGCCUCAAACCGCGCAAGUCUCGCAGUCUCAACCCGCGCGAGUCUCACAGUCUCGGCCCGCGCGAGUCACACAGCCUCAGCAACAUCCGUCCGACGUACGCCCCGUCUGUCUCGCCCCGGCUCUCCGAGAUCGAUGAUGCCGACCUGUCGCAGUACCUUCGUCCGUCGCCGCGCCCCGCAGACAAUGCCACCGGCGCAUCACGUCUCGAGAUGUCGACCGACGAGAGCAUCGAGUACAGCCUGUCGGCCAACGACCAGGACACGACUCUGCCCACGUUGCCUCAGCCGGCAGGGGUAGCCACACACGCGGCGGCGGCGGCGGCGGCGCCGGCGCGUGACAUCGUGCUGCGCAACGCAGAAGCCUCACACUGGUGCGUGUCGGCCGAGGAGUUGAGGCAACGAUGCGAGGUGUGCGGAGGCGUGCGCGGCGCGUCUCCACACACCUGCCCCGAUGCCGACCAAUGCACAUCGGCGUCGAAUGCGGGAGUUGCUCGCGGGUCCCCUGAUUCAGAUGUCGUACAUUGGUGUGUGUCGGAAGAUCAGCUGAAGUAUCGCUGUAAGGUAUGUCAUGGCGUCCGUGGCAAGUCUCCGCAUACGUGUCCCAUUCAUGACGCACAGAGCUCCGAGUCCAGCACGGAAAUGUCCGCAUCAGCCACAGAAGAGGAGGUUGUUAACGGAAGCCCCGCGAAACAGCAGAUAUCUCGUUGCACGAAGUGUGGUGGAAUGCGCGGUGGGUCACCGCAUACGUGCCCUGUUCACUCUGACAACCCUCCGAUGUAUGAUUCUACCGCAAGAGCAGAAAUGAACCAAGGGUCCCCUGAUUCAGAUGUCGUGCAUUGGUGUGUGUCGGAAGAUCAGCUGAAGUAUCGCUGUAAGGUUUGUCAUGGCGUCCGUGGCAAGUCUCCGCACACGUGUCCCAUUCAUGAUGGCGACCCACAGAGCUCCGAGUCCAGCACGGAAAUGUCCGCAUCGGCCACAGAAGAGAGGUGUAAUGGAGGCCCCGCGAAACAGCAGACGCAUCACUGUGAGAAAUGUGGGGGGAGUGCGCGGUAUGUCCCCACACGCCUGUCCCGUUCACCCUGAAAACCCACAGAAGUCGGACUCUGCAGUACGUAUAUCUCAAGGGUCCCCGGAUUCGGACGUCGUGCACUGGUGCGUUUCAGCCGAUCAGCUCAAGUAUCGCUGUAAGAUGUGCCACGGCGUUCGCGGCAAGUCGCCGCACACGUGCACCGUCGCCGACGGCAACCCAAACAAGUCUGAGUUGACGACAGAAUCGCCCGCGCGAGUGUCGCCCGAUCCGGACGUCGUGCAUUGGUGCGUGUCGCACGACCAGCUGAAGUAUCGCUGCGAGCUGUGCCACGGCGUGCGAGGGGACUCGCCGCACCCCUGCCCCGUGUAUGACGCUCGCGAG